AUGCCACUCUACUCAAAGUUCCUGAAAGAUUUGCUAACCAAAAAGAGCAAGUACAUACAUAGUGAUACCAUUGUUAUGGAGGGAAAUUGUAGUGCAGUGAUUCAAUGGAUCCUUCCACCAAAGCACAAAGAUCCUAGAAGUGUCACUAUACCAUGCUCUAUUGGUGUUGUGUCUGUUGGCAAAGCUCUCAUUGACUUGGGAGCUAGUAUAAAUUUAAUGUCAAUCUCUAUGUGCAGGAGGUUAGGAGAGUUGGAAAUUAUGCCAACCAAGAUGAUACUUCAAUUACCAGAUCAUUUUGUUACCAAGCCGUAUGGAGCUGUUGAGGAUGCUUUGGUAAGAGUUAAGCAUAUUACUUUUCCUGCAGAUUUUAUUCUUAUGGAUAUAGAAGAGGAUGCUAAAAUUCCCUUAAUCUUGGGACGUCCCUUCAUGUCAACCGCUAGUUGUGUAGUGGAUAUGGGGAAAGGUAAACUGGAAUUGAGUGUGGAGGAUCAAAAAAUUUCAUUUGACUUAUUUGAAGCAAUGAAGCACUCAAAUGAUCAUAAGGCAUGUUUCGAUAUAGAAAAGGUGGAACAUGAGAUAGACUUAGUAGCCACAGCCAUGGUACUGUAG
Messenger RNA from Glycine soja, 609 nucleotides. RefSeq lists its product as uncharacterized. The transcript has a single exon. The record is from RefSeq and is a predicted model, not a curated record. Lineage: Eukaryota; Viridiplantae; Streptophyta; Magnoliopsida; Fabales; Fabaceae. Bases 1 to 609 code for a protein of 202 amino acids.